Molecule: messenger RNA, 1695 nt
Organism: Elephantulus edwardii (Cape elephant shrew)
Lineage: Eukaryota; Metazoa; Chordata; Mammalia; Macroscelidea; Macroscelididae
Gene: BAG3
Product: BCL2-associated athanogene 3
Exons: 4
Coding region: 1-1695 (564 amino acids)
Biological process (GO): muscle cell cellular homeostasis; protein stabilization; negative regulation of striated muscle cell apoptotic process
Cellular component (GO): cytosol; membrane; nucleus
Molecular function (GO): protein-folding chaperone binding; adenyl-nucleotide exchange factor activity
Source: RefSeq, a predicted model, not a curated record
AUGAGCGCAGCCACCCACUCGCCCAUGGUGCAGAUGGCGUCCGGCAACGGCGCCGGCGACCGCGACCCCCUACCCCCCGGCUGGGAGAUCAAGAUCGACCCGCAGACCGGCUGGCCCUUCUUCGUGGACCACAACAACCGCACCACGACGUGGAACGACCCGCGCGUGCCCCCCGAGGGUCCCAAGGAAACACCGUCCUCUGCAAAUGGCCCUUCCCGGGAAAGCUCCAGGCUGCUGCCCGCCAGGGAAGGCCACCCGGUGUACCCCCAGCUCCGACCUGGCUACAUUCCCAUCCCCGUGCUCCAUGAAGGUGCAGAGAGCCGGCACCCUUUCCAUGUCCACGCCCAGCCAGGGGCACAGUGGUUCCGCAGCGAGGCGGCCCCGGUCCCCCAGAGGUCGCAGUCUCCGCUGCGGGGCGGAGUGGAAGCCACCCAGCUGGACAGACAGAGCGGCCCGGCCGUGGCAGCCCAGCCCCCUGCUGCCCACAGACCGGAGCGAUCCCAGUCUCCAGCUGCCUCGGACUGCCCAUCCUCAUCCUCCUCGGCCAGCCUGCCAUCGGCCGGCAGGGGCGGCCCCCAGCUGCCCCGGGGCUACAUCCCCAUCCCCGUGAUCCAUGAGCAGAAUGUGGCCCGGCCCACUGCGCAGCCCUCCCUCCACCAAGCCCAGAAGACCCACUACCCGGCUCAGCAGACGGAAUACCAGACCCACCAGCCCGUGUACCACAAGAUCCAGGGCGAGGACUGGGAGCCUCGGCCCCGGCCGGCGGCGUCCCCGUUCCGAUCACCUGCCCGGAGCGUGUCGAGCCGGGAGGCCUCCCCGGCCCGGAGCAGCACACCCGUGCACUCGCCGGUCCCCGUGCGUGUGCACCCCGCUGGCGACAGGCCUCAGCCAAUGACCCAUCAGGAUUCUUCACCAGUUUCGCCACCUGAGAACAAGCCGGAAGUGAAGGCAGGCCCGACUGGACCAGAUCUCCCCCCAGGACACAUCCCCAUCCAAGUGAUCAUAAAGGAGGCAGAUGCAAAACCUGUGGCCCCCAAGGCCCCACCGCCCUCAGAGAAAGUAGAAGUCAAGGUGCCCUCAGCUCCAGUUCCGUGUCCCCCCAGCCCUGCUGCCUCUGCUGUUCCCGCUGCCCCGAGGAAUGUGGCUGCUGAAGAGAGGGCAACACCCAUCCCUGCCCCGGCAGAAGCUGCACCUCCAAAGGCCGGAGAAGCCGGGGCCGCCCCCAAGCACCCAGGUGUGCUGAAAGUUGAAGCCAUCCUGGAAAAGGUGCAGGGGCUGGAGCAAGCUGUUGACAACUUCGAAGGCAAGAAGACAGACAAAAAGUACCUGAUGAUAGAAGAGUAUUUGACCAAAGAGCUGUUGGCGCUGGAUUCGGUGGACCCCGAAGGGCGUGCCGACGUGCGCCAGGCCAGGAGGGACGGCGUCAGGAAGGUCCAGACCAUUCUAGAAAAACUGGAACAGAAGGCCAUAGAUGUCCCAGGCCAAGUGCAGGUGUAUGAGCUCCAGCCCAGCUCCCUCGAGACUGACCGGCCAUUGCAGGAGAUAAUAGAGAUGGGCACGUCGGCAGCAGACAAGAGUAAGAAAAGUGCCGGGGAUGGAGAGGGUCCUCAAACACAGCAGCUGGACACUGGCGCCGCAGCAGCACCCAACCCCGCCAGCACGACAGAUGCCGCUGGUGACCCAGCAGCUCCUUAG